Messenger RNA from Anguilla anguilla (European eel), 1237 nucleotides. Its product is annotated as troponin I, fast skeletal muscle-like. NCBI's taxonomy places the organism in Eukaryota, Metazoa, Chordata, Actinopteri, Anguilliformes, Anguillidae. The transcript is spliced from 7 exons. Bases 101 to 637 code for a protein of 178 amino acids. The record is from RefSeq and is a predicted model, not a curated record. Gene Ontology annotation, cellular component: troponin complex. Gene Ontology annotation, biological process: muscle contraction.
CCUAACAUUUCAGCUGCUGGUGUUAGUUAGCCUCUCCCAUCCUUCAGGGUCUGUCCUGGUCUUCUCUUCUCACAGGUUUGGAAACACAUAAACAAGCAAGAUGACGGACAAAAAGAUGUCGGCCAGUCGAAAGCAUCACCUGAAGAGUGCGAUGCUUACGAUUGCAAAGGGCCUACUGGAAACAGAAACGCAAGAGAAAGCACAAGAGAGGAUUAGAUACAUGGAAGAGAUCUGCCCCCCUCUGUCCCUUCCCGGGUCUACGCAGGAACUACAGGAAUUUGUCAAACAGCUCCACCAUAAGAUUGACACAGUGGAUGAGGAGAGAUAUGAUUUAGAAAGAAAAGUGCAAAAGAGUGAAGAUGAGAUCCAGGAUAUGAAGAUUAAAAUUCAGGACCUGAAGGGAAAGUUCAAGAAGCCAGCUCUGAGGAAAGUGCGCAUGUCUGCCGAUGCCAUGCUGCAAGCUCUGCUGGGCUCCAAGCACAAGGUCAACAUGGACCUGAGGGCCAACCUGAAACAGGUCAAGAAGGAGGUCAAAGAGGAGGAUAAGGAAUUACGUGAUGUCGGCGACUGGCGUAAGAAACUCGAGGACAAGGCUGGCAUGGACGGCAGGAAGAAGAUGUUUGAGACUGAGUCUUAAAACGCAUUUGAUAACUUGGCUGCGGUUUGUUUACCCCAUAAACCGAAGUCAUAGCACACUGCUCUCCAUCUCUCUGUCUUAAUUAUUGCUCUCUAUUUUUAGGGUAGGGUAUAGUGGAUUAGAAGACCAGCAGGCAGGCCUCUGCCUGAAAGUUUCCUGUCUUUUACCAUCACAGCUAAAAUCCCAUAGGACUUUGGAUUACAAUUUUUUUUAAAAUUUCAUUUUCUGGGGUGGCAUGGGUUGCAUUGUCUCCUCACAGCAAGUAGGUCCUAGGUUCAAAUCCUGGCCCAAACCUUUCUAUGUGGAGUUUGGUUUCCUCCCACAGUCCAAAGACAGGCAUGUAGGCUAAUUGAAGACUCUAAAUUGCCCAUAGGCAUGAAUAUGUAAGUGAAAGGUGAGUAAAUGGUGUAUGCCCUGUGACAGAUUGGCGGCCUGUCCAGGGUGUAUUCCUGCCUCUUGCCCAAUGCACGCUGGGAUAGGCUCCAGCACCCAGGAAUGCCCAGGAAUAAGCGGGUAUAGAUAAUAGAUGGAUGGAUGGAUAGUUUUCUAAAAGAAAUGUAUUUCUGCUUCAAAUUGUAUUGUGAAAAUAAAUUAUUUAAA